This is a messenger RNA of Aspergillus heteromorphus CBS 117.55, 1518 nucleotides long. RefSeq lists its product as uncharacterized. The transcript is spliced from 3 exons. Lineage: Eukaryota; Fungi; Ascomycota; Eurotiomycetes; Eurotiales; Aspergillaceae. The record is from RefSeq and is a predicted model, not a curated record. Bases 52 to 1518 code for a protein of 488 amino acids.
CUUCCCUUCCAUGAUUGACUAACUGGCUUGACCCAACAUUCGGCUACCAGGAUGGAGGUCCUUAGCCAUGAAUCGGAGUAUACCAUAGAAGAUUGCCAAAUGGCUCUCAAGACAGCUUUUUCGGAGAGGGAGUACGAGAGGUCACUAGCAAAGGCCACGCAGCUUUUGGACAUGGAAAUGCAGCGAGCGUGCCAGACAGAGCAGCUGAUUCUGCAAUUCGAAAACGAGAGCCUGCAGUAUCAGUUAGGCCGAGUCAAACAGGAGUUAAACCAAGCGGGGAGCAACGAGUCUGAUACGCGAGCCUCGCUACUCGGAAUGACGCAUGAUCGCAAUCGGUUGCAGACGGCCGUCCAUGCUGCAUCUCGCGAGAUCGAGGGUCUUCGGCGCGAACUCGCAAUAACCAGCAACACUACUCUGGAGUCUAGAAAUCUGGCUAGCGAAAACAGGGCUCUAUCCAACCAGCUGGCUAGUAUGCAGUCUGAGGUCGAGAGACUGCGAUCACAGGAAACCUUGCAACCCUUGCUUGCGGAGAACCAGUCACUUGUCCAUCAAAUCAAAGCCCUCGAGGUGGAAUUCGAUCACGAGAAGCAGGCUCAUAGAGCUACCCUGUCUCGCGUAAUACAGCAAACAGACGAGAUAUCCGCGCUGACUAAAAGGGCGGAGGAGCAACGGAAGCAACUGCUGGCGGAGGCUCGACAGGCGCCUGUCGCCCCGCAACAAACCCAGACAUGGGAGACUGAAAAGAUUGCCUUUCAAGAAAAGAUUGAGACGUUGAACCGAAAGUUGAAAAUCGCCAAGGAGCAACUUCAGGAAGCAGAGAAGAGCCUGAAAACUAAUAGCAGGCUUGCAUCCGCUAGAAGCAGUGGUCCCGCGGAGCAAUCCAAGCCGAACCCUGUUCAACACUUUGCCCGGCGAAUCAACACCGACUUGACUAUUGCAACACCGGGCGCCGUCCGCAUCAAAGACAGGAAGAAGCAGUCAACUGCGCUUCCUGGCGACAAGUCAGCGUUCUCGAUCACGCCGUUUCUCAACCGCACGGGCGGACAACACGAUUCUCCUGGCAGCUCCCAAGAUGAGGGAAAUGAGGCCGGUGAAAUCGACGAUGCCCACGAGACUUCUUAUCUCGACGGUAAGAUCCAGGACGAGUCGCAGGACGAGCCCCCCCAAGAACGCCGCCAAGGCCCGGGAAAGCAACGCUUGAAUAAAUCCAUGGCUCCCAAGAAAGGGAGCCGCUUGAGGCCAGCGGACGACGACGAUGAUAGCGACGAGGCUGGGCGCCCUACUGCCUCACUCGCCCAGUCUAUUUCUCAAGCGCAGGCCCGCACCAAAAAGCGUAAACUGGGGGCCCAGAGUAAGAUGGUCAUAGAGGAUGAGGGGGAAGAUCUAGAGCCUAUGGAGGUCCGCAAACCAGGUCGUAAACUUGCCCUGGGACUGGGGCGCAAUACUAGUCUGCAAGCCCCUGGGUUCGGGGGCUUUGGCGGAUUUUCGCCCUUGAAGCGGGACAGGAAGCAAGUGUGA